AUGAUUUUGAAUAACAUCUUAAGAUACUCAAAGAAUGUUGGCUCUAAGGUCAAUGGACAUAGGUUACAAAGCACAUUAAUAAUUGCCGAACAUGACAAUGAGAAACUUGCAGCCGUAACACGUAAUGCCUUAACAGCUGCAAAGAAACUUGGUGGAGAAGUAUCUGUACUUGUAGCUGGUACCAAAAUCGGAUCGGUCGUAGAAGAAGUUACCAAAGUAUCUGGUGUGACCAAAGUACUUAAAGCGGAGGGUGAAGAAUUCAAAGGAUUUCUGCCAGAAGUUCUUGCUCCAUUGGUAUUGGCUACACAAAAAAGAAUUAAUGCUACCCAUGUUUUAGCUGGCUCCAGUGCUCAGAGUAAAUCACUUUUACCUAGAGUGGCUGCAUUAUUAGAUGUAUCUCCAGUUACUGAUGUUAUUGACAUCAAAUCUCCUGAUACAUUCGUACGAACCAUUUAUGCAGGAAACGCUAUAUUGACCUUGAAGUCACUAGAUGCAGUCAAAGUACUCACUGUACGAAGUACUAGUUUUGAAGCUGCUGCUGAUGGGGGUUCUGGUUCUAUUGAAGAUGCAGUACCUGCAGGUAGUUAUGAAAAAGGAUCGGGUUCAGAAUGGAUUAGUCAAGAACUGACCAAAAAUGAUCGACCUGAUUUGGCUUCUGCGAAAAUAGUUGUGUCUGGAGGACGAGGUGUCAAGUCUGCUGAAAAUUUUAAAAUGAUCUAUGAUCUUGCUGACAAAAUGGGGGCAGGUGUUGGAGCUUCACGAGCAGCCGUAGAUGCCGGUUUUGUUCCAAAUGACAUGCAAAUUGGACAAACGGGAAAAAUUGUUGCUCCGGAAUUAUAUUUGGCUAUUGGCAUUUCUGGUGCCAUUCAACAUUUAGCUGGCAUGAAAGACUCUAAAACUAUUGCUGCCAUAAACAAAGAUCCUGAUGCACCAAUUUUCCAAGUAGCUGAUUUUGGACUAGUUGCUGAUUUGUUCAAGGCUGUUCCCGAAAUGAUUGAAAAAAUAAAAUAA
Messenger RNA from Macrosiphum euphorbiae (potato aphid), 1011 nucleotides. Lineage: Eukaryota; Metazoa; Arthropoda; Insecta; Hemiptera; Aphididae. The record is from the annotation of a GenBank genome assembly.